GUUACAUAUAAAAUAUCGCCGCUAGUCUCGAAAUGACUAAAUAUUUUCAUUAAUACAAUAGAUUUGUAAGUAUGUGGUUUCCAUUGUCGGACAGUAUGGCUUUGGGUGCACUGUUUGGCCGGCUAGUUGCAGUCACAGACAGGAAUGAUACUUAUAUUUUUCAGACAUCACAAGCUAUUUUUGGUGCUGACAUUCCGAGCGAAGGGCUUACGGCUGUUAUGACCAUCGCUCAACCAUACGAUGCCUGUUCGCCAAUCGUGAACGAUGUAUCGGACAGUAUAGUUCUGGUAGAGCGGGGUGGUGAUUGCGAUUUCUUGGUAAAGGCUAAAAUGGCUGAGGAAGCCAAAGCUGUGGCUUUCGUUGUUAAAGACAAUGUGGAUGGGCCGUUAAUUAUUAUGAACGCUCCCGUGGGUGAGGGUUGUGAUACGAUCAAGAUUCCCGCUGCUUUUGUGUCAAAGGCGGACGGCAAUAUCCUGUCAGCGUUAAGUGAAACCAAAAACCGACUCUCUGCAGGAGACCUGACGAUAGUGUCCGGUAGUCGGUCUGGCGUACGCGCGACUCUAUACCCCAGCUUCUUUCUGGACUCAGUUGCCUCUUUUAUCCUACCGUUUCUACUGAUGUUUGCCACAUCGUCACUGUUGUUUGCUACGUAUAGUCUAUAUUUGAGACAUGCGCGAGCGAAUUUUCAUGCAAUUUCAACCCUGACAGAGGAAGAGUGUGCCAGAAUUCCGACCCACUCGCACAAAGCUGUCAAUUUCGGAGACACUUGCACGAUUUGCCUGGAAGAUUUCACGGCGGAUGAGCAGCUUCGGGUGUUACCCUGCAAUCAUGAAUUCCACGUUGAGUGUGUCGACCGAUGGCUGAUUAAUCAAAAGAAAACAUGUCCUGUCUGUAAGUGUGACGCUCUGAAUGGAGAGAAACACCCACUCCUUGCUGGUCAGCUAAAUGAUGAUGUUGCCGUGGAAGUCGCCGCACCCGUGACGAACGCCAGUGCUACAACUUUAAGUGCGGCGGACGAUACCGGCAGGCCAAAUCAACCAUGAAAUCAUGACCAUAGUCCGCCCCUUCACGCCUGUCUUCCCUCGAAAAUAGACCAUCAAGCUAUGGACAGUAUGUGCAUUAGUCCGCACGCUUCACGCCUCUCUUUCCUCGAGAAUUGAUCAUCAUCAAGCUGUAGACCGUGUGUGCAUUUGUCUGCAGUGUACGUACACAUCACACACUAGAAGUUUAUACCAGGUAGAGCGACAGUAGUUCGAGAGCGCCCUGUGAUAGCUUGGGAAGUAGAUUCUAAGACAGUACUUUCUACAUAGAUUCGAGUUAUCUUAACGGCGUGUGAUGUGCCCCACGGUAAAGUAUACUACUGGGUGUCUAGCACUGCACCUUUAGCGUCAGCUCCAAAUUGAUCUCCGAAAAAAGAAAAUGAGGAUGUGUCAUCAAAACAAAUAGCUCGUGAUCUAUCGAGUAUGUGCCCAACCUUUGUUCUAAACAGGACGUUUCCUGGAUAAUAAACACUACAAUUUGUUGAC
Sphaeroforma arctica JP610 is the source of this 1526-nucleotide messenger RNA. RefSeq lists its product as hypothetical. Gene Ontology annotation, cellular component: nucleoplasm; cytoplasm. NCBI's taxonomy places the organism in Eukaryota, Ichthyosporea, Ichthyophonida. The transcript is spliced from 4 exons. The coding region runs from base 72 to 1043 and encodes 323 amino acids. The record is from RefSeq and is a predicted model, not a curated record.